CCGAGCCGGCCGCCGACGGGCCCGACGCCGACAGCGGUCCUGUGCUGCUCGGACAGGAGGCGCUGCCCGGCCACCGGGCGGCCGUCACCCACGGCCGCUUCAGUCCGUCCGGUCUGCUGCUGGCCACGUGCGACAUGGACGGCGCCGUGCGCGUGUGGGCGCCCGCCCCGCCGCCCAAGCAGGUGUGCACGAUGAAGGCGCGCUCUCCCGUCCUCUCGUGCUGCUGGCUCAGCGCCCAUCUACUGGCCUACGGCACCGCCACCGGCGACGUCAAGAUCUACGACGUGGUGAAGCGGCGCCAGCUAAUGGAGCUGGGCGGCGACGCGCUGCCGGCGCUCAAGGACAAACGGGUGCUGUACCUGACCGGGGCCAGCCCGUCCACUUCCGUGCUGUGCUCGCUGGCGUCGCGCGCCGGCAGCGGGUCACCGCGCUCCGACCUGCUCAUCUACGACCUCAAGGCGUCCAAGGAGGAGUGCACGCUAAGUCUGCCGGCCGGCGUCACGUGCGGCGCCGCCGAGUUCAACCACAACGGCCAGCUGUUGCUGUGCGCCUGCAGCGACGGUCACGUGCGCGUGUACGACGGUCGCAUGGAGGGCUGUAUCAGCGACUGGACGGCGCACACUGGCGCCGCGCUCACUCUGCGCCUCUCGCCCGACCAGACGCACAUCUACACACUGGGCGCCGACAACAAGUUUGUCACGUGGAGCCUGGCCCAGACGGGCAGUCAGCUGGCCGAGUGGCCGCUGCACGAGCGGGCGAGCGGGCCGUUCGUGCUGAGUCGGCCGGUGGCCGGCGGCGAGCCGGUCCAGCAGCGGCCCUACGGACAGCUGUUCGCGCUGGACCACCGGCAGCACCUGCUGACCUGCGGCAGCACCGGCGGGCGCCUCUACAAGCUGAGCGGCGCCGCCCUGGAGCCGGCAGCCAGCCCGGGCGCCGCCGCUCUGGAGCCGGUGCUCAGUCUGGGCGGUCACGUGACCUCGGUGCUGACCUGCGACAUGGCUGACAACAUGUGCGUCACGGCCUCGUUGGACGGUGUGGUGAAGACGUCCAGUCUGCUGCUGCACGGCUGAUCGGCCACUGCAGCCUGUCAGACUGUCAGUUCCAGUCUGCUGCAGCCUGACAGGCGCGGGCUAGUCUGCUGCAGUGUGUCAGUCACCGGCCGCAGUCUGCCGCAGCCUGUCAGACUGUCAGUUCCAGUCUGCUGCAGCCUGACGGGCGCGGACUACAGUCUGCUGCGGUGCGUCAGUCACCAGCCGCAGUCUGCCGCAGCCUGUCAGUCUGUCAUUUGCAGUCAGACUGUCAGUUACAGUCUGCCGCAGUCUGUCAGGCGCCGGCUACAGUCUGGUGUGGUCUGUCAGGCACCAGCUACAGUUUGCUGCAGCCUGUCAGACACCGGCCGCAGUCUGCUACAGCCUGUCAUACACUGGCCACGGUCUGCGACAGACUGUUGGGUGUGAACGGACCCAUUCACUUGGUCCAAUGCAAUCCAAAGCAUUGGCCGCGGUCGGGUGCGAGCAAGGCCUCCAGGAAGUGCUGAACCUGAGCCCGCCACCAGGAAUAACCCCUGUCAGGGCCGGUGGAAGAGCCACUGAACACCCCCACCGCUGUGAAUCGCUUAGCGGGGUGUUGUCCGGACGGUCCGGCGGGGGAGGCCGUCGGCCAGCGGCAGCUGCCGGUCUGGUGCGAUUAUCUCAUUGUCACGCAGUCAGACCCGGGGUACAUCCGGGUGACAUAAGUCGCUCCUACCUGCACAUGAUUUGAGUGUGUCACAUGGUUGAUCACUAUGGCCAGUGGACAGGUACCAUUGCCAGUGUUUGUUGGCCCAUUUGGAGCUAUGCUUUGCUCGUGUGGCGAGUAAGUUUUUCCAGCUCGUGCGGGUUCGUAACCGGACGCUUUCAUGUCAUUCCUGAGUACGCGCUACAUUCCGUCUGCCCAACCAGCGUUGGCCCCACAGCGUGCGGAGAUCCCAAGCCAUGGCCAUUGGCACUAGCGGGGGACGGUGCGGGUCACCUGGAGAGGCGGCUCGUUGGCCUUUUGGUUGUGAGCCUUUGGUUCGGGUGCACAAAUUUUGAAAAGUGAUGGUAAAUAGUCGAGCAUUUACAUGCUGGGCACUGCUUAAAGCUACCAGAUUAAAGAAGUGGAGCAUUUCAGGACAGAUGAAAUCCAGCCGGAAGUCAUUUUCCAGCGCUGGUGCUGCGUGCUGUGCAGAGUCAGGGCCGGGUUGCGGGCUGGGUCCGCGGCGGAGUCCGACGCGUGCUGCGCGCGCUGUUGUCGGAUACAAAGACAGAUCUCCAGAGCGUCCGGCGCGCAGCGCGGCGUUAGGUCCGCCUGAGCCGUGCGAUGCGAUAUUUUUACCUCUGCCCGUGUUUUACGUGCAUAUUUUGCACCUUCGCGCCUCGUGAACCUGGGCAAUUCCAGUGUUAUGAAAGUCACAAUGGACGGACGACAGCGUAGCUUGCAUAGCUCGACUGGCAUGGAUCGAUUGUGGUUGGUAGGUUUGAAAAUAGGGUGAUGUAAAUAAUUCAACCAUGCACUGAAAAUGCUAUGUACUUCAAUUUUGCUGCUGCAGCACAUGAGUACUGAAUAGCACAUAACAGUUAUGGACUUACGACACCCACGCAUGGCAAUGUUCGUCGUUGCACCACCGUUAGAUCAUGCAGCUUUAAAGUGUCCAUUUCCGCACCUCGCGUAUUAUGUGCGUAAAACACUUUGAUAAUACAAU
This is a messenger RNA of Pollicipes pollicipes, 2722 nucleotides long. Its product is annotated as WD repeat-containing protein 91. Gene Ontology annotation, cellular component: early endosome membrane; late endosome membrane. NCBI's taxonomy places the organism in Eukaryota, Metazoa, Arthropoda, Thecostraca, Pollicipedomorpha, Pollicipedidae. Gene Ontology annotation, molecular function: protein binding; phosphatidylinositol 3-kinase inhibitor activity. The transcript has 7 exons. The record is from RefSeq and is a predicted model, not a curated record. Gene Ontology annotation, biological process: negative regulation of phosphatidylinositol 3-kinase/protein kinase B signal transduction; early endosome to late endosome transport. Bases 135 to 1070 code for a protein of 311 amino acids.